Messenger RNA from Cyprinus carpio (common carp), 6020 nucleotides. Its product is annotated as cyclin-dependent kinase-like 5. Gene Ontology annotation, cellular component: dendrite cytoplasm; nucleus. The record is from RefSeq and is a predicted model, not a curated record. Gene Ontology annotation, molecular function: protein kinase activity; ATP binding. Gene Ontology annotation, biological process: protein phosphorylation; regulation of dendrite development; positive regulation of axon extension. Lineage: Eukaryota; Metazoa; Chordata; Actinopteri; Cypriniformes; Cyprinidae.
CUCACUCGCAAGGUUCCCAGGCAACGACAGCACGACGUGCUUAAUAUUCAUGAAGCUAGCCUUCGCCGUAUUGCGAUCCGUAAUUUGGCGUUGUUAGGUUGUCAAUGGCUCAGAAUGAAGGUGGAUACUGUUGCAGCUGUGAUGAUGGGUUACCACUGCAGGUGAAAAUGAAAACAUCGUUAGUUGGCGACGCGAGGGGACAGUUUGCGCAUCGUUGUCUUGGACAUAAGUGAGCAAGUGUGUGUGUGUGUGUACGUGCGUAGUGUGUUAGUUUGCAGGAAUGUGUGUCAGUGUGUGUGGAUUAUGAGAAGAGCAUUGUGACCAGCCGGGAGCAGAUUUUUGCUGCAAUGACCCGUUUAAGCACCGAUUUCUGUCCCGUCCUCUGGCCUGCCGCUCCUCACAGCCCAGACAUGCACCACCUCGGCAUCUUUUGACUUCAUGAAGAUUCCUGACAUCGGUAAUGUGAUGAAUAAAUUUGAAGUCCUUGGGAUUGUAGGAGAGGGAGCCUAUGGGGUGGUCCUGAAAUGCAGACACAAGGAGACAAAAGAGCUUGUGGCCAUUAAGAAGUUCAAGGACAGCGAAGAGAAUGAGGAAGUUAAAGAGACGACGUUACGAGAGCUCAAGAUGCUCCGUACGCUUAAGCAAGACAACAUCGUAGAACUGAAAGAGGCUUUCCGUCGACGGGGAAAACUCUAUCUGGUGUUUGAAUAUGUGGAGAAGAAUAUGCUGGAGUUGUUGGAGGAAUUGCCUAAUGGUGCACCACCUGAUAAAGUACGGAGCUACAUCUGUCAGCUGAUCAAAGCUAUUCACUGGUGCCACAAAAAUGAGAUCGUUCACAGGGAUAUCAAGCCUGAAAAUCUCCUCAUCAGCUCCAAUGAUAUCCUGAAGCUGUGUGAUUUUGGCUUUGCCCGCAAUCUCUCUGAAGGCAGCGAUGCUAACUACACAGAAUAUGUGGCGACCAGGUGGUACCGCUCACCUGAACUGCUCCUUGGAGCUCCAUAUGGGAAGGCGGUGGACAUGUGGUCAGUGGGGUGUAUUUUGGGAGAACUGAGUGAUGGGCAGCCCCUGUUUCCGGGCGAGAGUGAAAUCGACCAGCUCUUCACCAUUCAGAAGGUGUUGGGCCCCUUACCACCAGAGCAGAUGAAGUUGUUUUACAACAACCCUCGUUUCGCUGGACUAAGAUUUCCUUCUGUAAGUCAUCCUCAAACGCUUGAUCGAAGGUACCUGGGCAUCAUCAAUGGACUCAUGUUGGAUUUAAUGAAGAACCUGCUGUGCCUGAACCCCACCGAACGCUUUUUGACAGAACAGUGUCUGAACCACCCGGUGUUUCAAGGCCUUAGAGGGCCAGAGCGGCCAGCUGCCCCGUCGCCCACCCCACCUCGCUCCUCAAAGAGAAAACCAUACCAUGGAGACAACACCAUACCCAGCCGGAGCCACGGCAGUAAGAGUUCAGGUCACCGGUACACUAACAGCAAGGACUGCUCUUCUCUACCACGCCAUGAGGACCUCCACCGGAGCACCGACAGCUUCCUGAACGGCAGCAACAUGCCGACCUCAUCCACCCUGAGUCCCACGCUACACCCCAAGAGCUACCAGGCCCAGACCCUGUCCCGCUCGGCCUCUAGCAGCAAAGACCUGGCCAACAACAACCUUCCCCACCUCCUCAGCCCCAAAGACGCAAAGGGCAAGACAGAGUUUGACUUCAACCUGGGGCCUAAAGCUGGAGGUGCCACUGUGGGAGGAGACACCUCUACCAGCAAGUACCUCAAGUCAUCCAAACAAGGCCGCCACUCGUCCUUCCUGGAAGGGAAGACCAGCACGCUGCAGUCUGGGGACAAACACAGUCGCCAUAACUACAUGGAGUCCUCGCACGGAUCCAUGCCUUCCACAUCCUCCUCCAAAAGCUCCUCGUCCUUCCUCAGCUUGUCCAAGAGCCACGGAGCACUGAACGAUGCCAAGUCCGUAAGCAAUCUGGCUGAGACACGACUCCACCUAGACGAUCCCAUGGUGGGGUCAGGCUCGGGCUCCCGCUACUUCCCAUCCAGCUGUCUGGAUCUAAACGCGGCUCCUGGAAGCCCCAGAGGUGAACGGCACGCUGGGACGGAGCGGCAAGGUCACAGCCCCAGCGGUCGGGGGAACACACGUCUAGAAGGGGGCACUCUGGAUUCGCGACGUUCUUCGGGUCGGAAAAAGACACCGGAUGAACCGAAGGCUACAGACACACUGGACCCAAGCAGGGCUGCGGGAGCAGGGGGCGGCCACGCUCACAACCUCCCCUCCCCCCAUGAAUCCUAUCCUUACGGUCUCGGCUACACCAGCCCGUUUUCCUCGCAGCAGCGACCUCAUCGCCACUCCAUGUACGUGCGGAGAGAGCGACACCGGCCGCACGGCCAGGAGACGAAUUUGGUGGUCGGGCAGGGAGUGCCAACACGUGCCAGCAGCCUACAACUCCUCUCGCCGCAGCUCCAGCAUCGCACACUCCCACGCCACAACACCAGUUCCUCUCGAGAAGAGCUCACGCAAGAUCUGAGCAGGAAUGACCAGUCUCCCAAAGAGAAGCCUCAUUCUCGACCCCCGAUUAAAGAUUCUACGAGGGACAACACAGCUUCCUUCCACUCACAACGCCCAAAAAACGAGGCUGGGAUGUACCAUGACACUCAUAUGGAGGAUGGAACCUCAUCCAAGGAAAACAGAAUGAUCUACAGUGAUUCGAUGCCUCGCAGAGUGGGAAGCUUUUACAGAGUCCCCUCUCCUCGACCUGACAACUCGUUCCAUGAGAGUACCGGACAGAGUAGAGUGCCAGCGGUGGCGGCGGAAAACACAGCCAUGACAAACCACCCCAAACGUCAGACCAAUUUCGACCCCUGGAAUAAUUCAGAGGCCAUGGUCAUGAACCCACCAGAGGUCCCUAAACAAAAAGAAAAACAAGGUUUCUUUAGAGCCAUAAAGAAGAAAAAGAAGAAGUCACAGCCGACGGACGGCAACGCGGGAAGGAACCCGAGCAUCAAGAAAAGCCUUUUCCCCCUCUUUAACUCAAAGAAUAGCUUAAAGCAUAACUCUUCUGUCAAAGUGCUCCCUGUUGUCCCGCAGCCCAUGAUUCCUAGUGAGGCUCAGCAAGACCAGCUAGUGAUACAAAGACCAGUCAAAUCCUCGUCUCAUCACAGCAGUCGACACCGCAACCGAGAUCGUGACCGGGAACGUGACCUGGAAAGGGAAAGGGAGCGUGACCGUGAUCGAAACCGCGAGAGGGAUCGCGAUCGUGACAGGGACAACACUUGGGCUCCUGAAAAACCGACAGAUGUGCAGCCUCAGAACCAGCCUCUGAAGUCCCUGCGGAAGCUCCUACACCUCUCUUCUCCUGCUACGUCCAAUCAGCCCCCACCUCCCGAUCGCUCGGCAGAACUGCGCUUCCAGCCCCUCCCUAACCCCCCUUCCAAAGGAAACCUGAACGAGGCCAGAGGGCUCCCUCCGGGCAGCAUCACCCCCAAUACCAAGAGCCGCAAACCCCACAACUACCCUCUGCCAGGCCAGAUCGAGUCCAGCUGGCAUGUUUCCGCACUGAAUCGGGCCGAGGGCGCACCGUACCCAGACCAAAUGGCAAACAAAGGUGGGCAGAACGGUAUCGGCUUUACCAGAGCUGCCCGCGCGAGAAUGCCGAACCUCAACGAUUUGAAAGAAACGGCUCUUUAGAGGAGGAAGGCCCACUAGUGGCCUCUAGUGUACUCGGUUUCUCCUUUUCCUUCCUGGCUACCUAUGGAAUGCUAUUGUUCAUACAGUGGUACACAAUGCCACUUCUGGCCAGAAGGUGGCAAUAGUUAUGUCUCAGAUUUGUUUUUUAAAGCAUCCACAUUUGAUAGAAUUUGUAUUCUUGUUCAUUACAUCUGGGUUCAGUUUUCUGUUGAAUAUAUCUUAUUGACAAUGAUAUGAAUCUAUGUAUUUGUAUAUGGAAACUUAGGGAUGGGGGACAACAAAAAAAUCUGUGGAAUUGUAAGAGCUUUAGUUUAUACACAAGAGAAUGUAUAAAUAUUUAAUGUGUAAUAAUUCUAUAUUUCAUGGAGAUUAUUUAAUGAAUUAUAGGUGUGUUAAUAGUUACAAUGUACAGAGUGCAUUUUAUGGUUGUAACAAAAGUACUUAAUUGUUUCUGAAUUAUUUUCCUCUCUUUACCGAACAUUGUUUUCUGAUAUGAAUUUUCAGUGCAGACUAGGUCUAAUAUUCCACACUGUCUGGUUAUUGAAUCAUCACUAUUUAAAACAAACGUCAGCAUAUCAGCAACUACUGAUGCUUCCCAACCAGGUUCUGUGUUACAUUUCAUGCCAGACCAUUAAAUCCACGUCCCAUGAUGGCUAUUUGUCUCACUUUACCCGUAGCCUGUCUUACAGUGUUUCUCCACUUCCCAUGAGCUUGGCAUUCAAAACCUCACACAUUGGGAUCAGAUAGUGCUGGUUUUUAGCAGGAGUUCAUUAGAGCCCAGAUCCCUGAAGAGCUGGAUUUCCUGUGAAUAAUGAAUUUCAACUGAGGGCCCCGGGGCCUCACCGUGUCUCCCUCUGCGAUCUAAACCCCACCAGCUGGUGAAUAAGUGUGACUUUGCCUGUGGCACAAGCAAUGGCUUACAAGGUUGUGUGAGUUAAGUCUGUAUCUCCAUCCCGACAUAACUUUUGCACGUGCGCAUGAUUCUUUUAACAAACUGAAUAACUGGCGGGUUUAUUUUAAUCAGUUUAACGGCAUGGUUUUUGAAGAGAUGAAAGCAUUGCCUCGGGACCUGGUAAAAGGGUUUCAAAGACGUAAUGCAGUUAUUGAUCUGUUAACGCAAUGAGAUUUUGAAACGGCCUCUGAAAUGCAGCACAUUUUCAUUCAGGCUUUCAGUAUUUGCUUUAGAUUUAUUCCAUUGUUUUGUUUAAUUCUAUUCUACUAAUAUAGAUUGAAAUAAGAUGGGUUUAAAAUAUGCAAAAUAGCUAUAUUAAGAAUUCCAGGCAUUUGAAUGCAAAUGCAAACAGAGCAAUAUAUCAUGACUUUGAGGUGAAUUUAUCGUCCUUCAUUGAGUUACUUCGGAGUAUUACAUUUUUAUUCAUCCACAUAUUUAUCAUCACGUCAGGCACUUUGCUUAACACCUGAAGUUUCUCACUAAACCCAACCCCUCCCAAAAGAUAGUGACAGGGCAUUUUCAUUUUAAUAACUCUAGUGAAAUGUGUCCUUUUUUUUAAAUUAGUAUUGUUUAUCAAUCGUGCACUUUAAACAGACAUUUCCCAGGUGUUUGUGUUGAUAUGGUGUUUGAUUAAAACAGAACUUUGUAUCUAUCUAAUCUUCUACCUUACCUACUGUACCUACAGUAUAUGAGCUCUUGUCUUUCACAGGACUGGAUUUGAAACUUUUAUGUUCAAGUUACACAAUCAAAAACAGUAUUUUUGACAUUUACAUCGUCAUUUUUUUUUUUUUUUUAUCUCCUCUCAUUUUUAUCUUUGAUUCUGUUGUCUCAGCACUAUUUCAAUGUGUUAUGCAUAAUGAAGUUAAUUUUCAGUAACAUCUUGAACUAUUUGUAUUCCAUACAUCUUGUUAAACGUUUUCUUGGUUAAACUGCCAUGCAAUAACAAACUGUUGAUUUUUGUCUUGUAGGAAGAGAUCAGAGUUUCGCAAAGUUUAAAAGUCUAUUUCUGGAACCUCUUGUUUCCUUGUUGCAUAUUUUCAGGUUAAUAUUAGUGACAUGAAGUAAUGCGGUCUGCCUGUUUGAAAGGCAGAGUGUGAUUCCAUCACUCCUGGACUAACACCUUGUCCAUAAACGCUCUGACAUCCUUUAAUCUGCUGUACAUUGGCCCAGUCUGUCUCUGCGGUGCCAGGUAAUCCUCCCAUCAGCCAGCUGUUAGGACUGCCAAGAUAAAUAGUUUGGCUGUGUCCAGCUGUAGUGGUCAUCUGUGAGUGGUAAUCUAUGACCAGCCUUGUUAACCUGCUACAAAACCUACAUCUGCAGCAUGUAGAAUGUCACUGAUUCUGGUUUGCCAAGCCCCAUUCUUUUACUUUUAAUGUUA